CUCUUGGUAAUCUGAUUAGCAGUAGCAUUGGACUGUCUGUCUCUGUGUAGCCAUUACAACCUCUACUGUGCAUUUAUAGUAUUGAGGACAACAGGAAUUAGCUGCAGACCCAGACGCAGACGCCACAAUUAAAGUGUUUGGAUUGUUAGUUCUGCCAUGACCAACGGUUUGAGCCGCCAUGCCUGUGUUUUACUCGCCUGUACCGGAGAACCUGCAGAUGGGCCUUGCCUACAUGGGAGGCUCCGUGUUCACAAACAACAGGACAAUGGACAGUGACUUCAACAGGGAGCAGGAGGAUGCAUCUGUGGUCAACGAGUUGGUUUCUCACCUUCCUCUUCAAAUGCUCUUGUACUUCAACCUGUUUUACUUUCCUUGUUGGUGGUUUUCUGCUGUGUUCAUGUUGGAAGUGAAAUAUUACCAUCUUCCUGGAUACUACCAGGCUCUGCUCAUAACUGGGUUGGUUCUUGUCACAGUGAUUGAAGUGAUCCGACUCUACCUGGGCUACAUUGGCAACCUUAAAGAAAAGGUGCCAGCCCUGGCAGCCUUCUGGCUCCUGUCUUUCACGUUCCAGCUGCCGGUGCUGUUGUUCUUCAUCACAGAUGAAGGCGUUAUCAUCCUGCCUCUGGAGAGAGCCGUCCACUCCAUCUAUCUUAUUUUCCUGCUCUCCCAAAUCAUGGCUUCCUUCUUGGCGCUGAGGACGAUGACCCGAAAGCUCACUCUUCUCUUCCACCUGCGGCAGCUUGGCAAGGUGGAGAGCAUGCGGCAUACAGAGAUGAGCCCCAUCUACGGGCUUCCCUAUAACCGCAGUGUGCUUCCAGUUUCACCCACCCAUUAAAGACAGGCAACAGUCUUUCUUACAUGACUCUGGUUUUAGUAAAACAUCCUCUGUGUGUAUUUUUUUUUUACAAUGGUAGCGUACUUGCCCACAAAAAGAGUUUGAUAAGAAAUGACAACUUCAGAGUUAGCAUCCUUAGCAAUUGACUUGUUUUUAUUGUAUCCCACAGAUUGUAUGGGUUGUUCUGCAGUAUCUGCAGGUGUGCUUAAAUAGAUGGUAAACAUAGUUUCAGCACCAGUGAAAAUGACAAAGGCUGAAAUGAUGUCAAACUGUCAAAACCUGAUUUGGCUUUUAAGGUGAAAUGGGAAAUAUGAUCAAACAACAAGGCUCUGAUGACAAAAAAACCUUUGUCAUUAGACAAAGGUUUUUUUUUUUGUUUUGUUUUUUUUCUUUAAUCUUGAUGAAUGACACAGGAUGAAAAUUUGCCAGAACCUGAUUUUUUGCCAAGGCAGAUCUAAUUUUUGUCUUGCUCCUUAGACAAGAGUUCAAAGCAACCUGCUCUGGCUUUUCUAAACAAAAGUGUUUUUUCUACAGUUGUGCCAUAUUUAUUGGCAGAUCUUUCAUUGUAGAAACGUUUGAGUAACAGGAACAUUUUUUAUUUGAACUGAAGUUGAUCAAGGCAUCUUAAAAAUUGUACUCAGUAAUUGAGAACAUCCUGUUUCCCCUGUCGUCUUGUGAUUUUUUUUUCACUAAUUUGAAAUCUACUGAAAUUAAAGAUAAAUUUUUCAAAACAUGGCAAAUUAACCUGAUCUUGUUUUGUAACUGAGUAACUGUAGUCAAGUUCAAACUCAACAAUGAAAAAUGUGUUUUUCUUUUUUUGUUUUUUCCUAAAUUAAAACAUGUAUUUAUUUUGAUACUUUUCACACAUAUUCAGCAGAAGUCCAAUAAAUGUGACCUUGACUGUUUCAGAAAU
This is a messenger RNA of Poecilia latipinna (sailfin molly), 1748 nucleotides long. RefSeq names its product transmembrane protein 17A. The transcript has 4 exons. Gene Ontology annotation, biological process: non-motile cilium assembly. Gene Ontology annotation, cellular component: ciliary transition zone. NCBI's taxonomy places the organism in Eukaryota, Metazoa, Chordata, Actinopteri, Cyprinodontiformes, Poeciliidae. The coding region runs from base 179 to 835 and encodes 218 amino acids. The record is from RefSeq and is a predicted model, not a curated record.